Grammomys surdaster is the source of this 3502-nucleotide messenger RNA. It is a transcript of the gene Aplnr, whose product is annotated as apelin receptor. Lineage: Eukaryota; Metazoa; Chordata; Mammalia; Rodentia; Muridae. The record is from RefSeq and is a predicted model, not a curated record. Bases 262 to 1395 code for a protein of 377 amino acids. The transcript has a single exon. Gene Ontology annotation, molecular function: G protein-coupled receptor activity. Gene Ontology annotation, cellular component: membrane. Gene Ontology annotation, biological process: G protein-coupled receptor signaling pathway; immune response.
AGAGACUCAGGAGGGUGCAAGGAAGUGUCUUAGCUGAGCUGGGCUAGGACGGGAAGGUUGAGGGGAACUGCCUGAGAAGCACAUCCUCCUGGGUCUGAGCUCCCAGAGAGGCUAGUUCUGCAUGCCGGGAAGGGCUCUAAGCACCCACAGACCUCUUACUCUGAGGUUCAAGCCAAACCUUCACGGUGCUUGCUGAGUUGGUGACCUAACUGGAACUGGUGUCCCUGGGACUCACUACCCAGCUUCACUCCAUUCACUACCAUGGAAGAUGAUGGCUACAACUACUAUGGGGCUGACAACCAGUCUGAAUGUGACUACGCAGACUGGACGCCCUCUGGAGCUCUCAUCCCCGCCAUCUACAUUCUGGUUUUCCUUCUAGGCACCACAGGCAAUGGCCUGGUGCUCUGGACCGUGUUUCGGAGCAGCCGCGAAAAGAGACGCUCAGCUGACAUCUUCAUUGCCAGCCUGGCAGUGGCUGACUUGACCUUUGUGGUGACUUUGCCACUAUGGGCCACUUAUACCUACCGGGAGUUUGACUGGCCUUUUGGAACCUUCUCUUGCAAGCUCAGCAGCUACCUCAUCUUUGUCAACAUGUACGCCAGUGUCUUUUGCCUCACCGGCCUCAGCUUUGACAGAUACCUGGCCAUUGUCAGGCCAGUGGCCAAUGCUCGACUAAGGCUGCGAGUCAGCGGGGCAGUGGCCACAGCAGUCCUGUGGGUGCUGGCUGCCCUUCUAGCUGUGCCUGUCAUGGUGUUCCGUUCCACAGACAUCCCAGAAAACGGCACCAAGAUCCAGUGCUACAUGGACUACUCUAUGGUGGCCACUUCAAAUUCAGAGUGGGCCUGGGAGGUGGGCCUUGGGGUGUCGUCCACUGCUGUGGGCUUUGUGGUGCCCUUCACUAUCAUGCUGACAUGUUAUUUCUUCAUUGCCCAAACCAUUGCUGGCCAUUUCCGAAAGGAGCGCAUCGAGGGCCUGCGGAAGAGGCGCCGGCUGCUCAGCAUCAUCGUGGUGCUGGUGGUGACCUUUGCCCUGUGUUGGAUGCCUUACCACCUGGUGAAGACUCUCUACAUGCUGGGCAAUUUGCUGCACUGGCCCUGUGACUUUGACAGCUUCCUCAUGAAUGUCUUUCCCUAUUGCACCUGUAUCAGUUAUGUCAACAGCUGCCUCAAUCCUUUCCUCUAUGCCUUCUUCGACCCCCGAUUUCGUCAAGCCUGCACCUCCAUGCUCUGCUGUGAUCAGAGCGGGUGCAGAGGCACCCCUCACAGCAGCAGUGCCGAGAAGUCAGCCAGUUAUUCUUCUGGGCACAGUCAGGGCCCUGGCCCCAACAUGGGAAAGGGAGGAGAGCAGAUGCAUGAGAAAUCAAUUCCUUAUAGUCAAGAAACCCUUGUGGACUAGGGCUGGAACCAGAGGGAAGCCUGGUGCCUCAGGUCUGACCCAAACUUUAUCCAACCGCUCUGAGAACCAGGUAGCAUGGCUGUACCCUCUCCCUGACUUCUCACUCCAUUCUCUGCCCACCUCCAAGCUCUGCCUUGCCCCUCUCUUCUCAGAUGUUUGUGGUUUAGUGGAAAGGGAUGGAGCCGUGCAAACAGCUCAGCUCUUCAAUAUUGGUUGACUUUGCAUAAAUCUCUUAACUUCUUUAAACUUCAAUUUCUUUGUUUGUAGUAAAUGGGGGAAGGUUAUAUGGACCCUAAAAUGUUGAAGUGUGAGUCCUGACCUAAUUUGUUUCUUUUGGCUGUUUUUUUUUCCCUCAGCUCUCUAGCCCCUCCUUUUUGUUUUCUCUGCUGCAGAAAUUGUUUUUGUCAACUACUCACUUUCUAGAUCUAACCCUUUCUCUUCUAGUGGGUUCCUCCCCAUCAAACAUUCCUGCCUGUACCCCAGCACCUUCUUUCAUGUUGGGCUCUUAAGGGUUAAGAAUCCUGAACCUUGCAGGGUAACUUAUCCUUUGAGUUCUUAUCCAUUUUCUGAGAGUCAGAGGGUGGCUGUAUGUAGGCAAAGAAUUAGUGCUCUGGUUCCCAGAGCCAGGAGCUCUGGAUCUUUCCAAAAAGUUGGAUCAGUUCAUUGUUGGUCCAGACACUAGGACUAGACGGAUUUUUGAAUAGAGAUUUCUCUUUGACAGAGUCUCUGUGAUGCUUAGGGAAGAAUGCAUCCUACCAAUAACCCAGUAGCCUUCCCAUCAUUUUUUAAAAAUUGUCUGUGAGAAUUGCAAGGCAACAGGACUGAAGAAGCUGUGGAUUGUCCCAUCCCUAUGAAGGGGGAGUUGGGAAGGGAAAAACAGAGAAAGGGUUAGAGGGGAAUCCAUAUUUAGUCUGUAUGCUGCUUGCCUCCCCUCCCCCACCCUCAUCACUCCACCUCCUACAGAACUGUGAACUGUAGAGCAGAUCCUUCUCCUGUCUCCUCCCCCGCCCCACCAUAUCUAUAGGUUUUGGUGCUACUUGGUACCAAGAGUUGUUAGAUAAGGCUAUUUGCUUUUUGUCUGUAUGGGUAUAUAUAAAUGUAUACACACACACACACACACACACACACACACGAGUAUCACAUAAACUUCAUUGAUAAAGGACUGGGGUGACCCCCCACUCACUCUCUCCUGUGCCUCUGUAGGUCUCACUGUCCACUUGGGGAAGAAUGGACAUAUGGAGGGAGUGUAGAAUAGAUAUGGGCCCACCCCCACUGGAUUUGGGAAACUCCGACGGCUGGUCCGUAUUUAGGAGAGAGGUAUAUGUUUGUGCUAGGCUUUCUGUAGGGAACUGUUUCCUCAGUAGCAUCUGGUCCUAAGGCUGAAGAAGUCUGGAGCUGGGCCCCAAUUCCUCUCCCAGUUCCACAGUGGCAAAUCCAGAUUUACAGACUAUAUAGUACAGCCCUUCUCCUCGCUCCCUCCUGGCCUCUGACUUAUUUCUCACCCCUCUCACUCUCUUCAGGGGUCUGUGGUCCUCUUCCUAAGGAGGUUUAUUCUCCUUUCCAUCAGGACUGAGCCUCUUGGCUCCUCUGGCUCCUUUAGCAGGGAGUAAUGUUGGAAAAGUGUGACUGGAGCCACUGUGUGGGUCUCAAGGACAAAAUUAAUAGUGGGGCCUUUGUGAGCUGGAAAUGGGUGUGCGUAUUCCGGGUUUUGUUCUUGGAGAGCUCUGGAAACCGAGGACAAGACAUAUGCCAUGGAAACAGGAAGAGCCUGGCUUGAUGCAGUUGGACCAUCUCCGGCAGAGAUUCUGCUCCUGGGGCAGAAAAGGGGGUUGUGGUGGUGGGGGAUGGAGAAAACAGCUUCUCUUAGCUGAGCUCUGCAUGUCUCAGGCCAGAAACUUUCACACAGCUACUUUCUCUGCCAGGCCAUCUCAAAGCAGCCAGAACAAGCUGCAGGAGGCUUCUGGGAGACAGGAAACUCAACCAUGGCAUGGGACAGAUAGCAGAGGAGGCAGCCUCUUUUCCCCACCCCCACCCCUUCUUCAGAAUGUGCUUUUUUUUUCUGAUCUUGUUAGUCACUGUGGUUCAUCAAAUAAAACUGUUUUGUGUA